Molecule: messenger RNA, 1882 nt
Organism: Pocillopora damicornis (cauliflower coral)
Lineage: Eukaryota; Metazoa; Cnidaria; Anthozoa; Scleractinia; Pocilloporidae
Product: CUE domain-containing protein 1
Molecular function (GO): ubiquitin binding
Source: RefSeq, a predicted model, not a curated record
AGUUUCAUAGACACAGGAACCGAAGGCCUUCCGCUUAAAAACAAAUACAGAAUUUCUGCGUGGAAUGCCGUAUUCCUUGGGCUAAAUCUUGAACUAAAACUUUGGUCACUCCUUUAACUGAAAGACAGACUAACAGAAGUUUAUUAACGGUAUUUUCUUGUUUCGACGACGCAAAGUUAACCUACAGUAGCCAGAAUUGAAAAUGGUUCCAAUGUUCGGAGGUACUAACCUUAUGCAACGUCCUCCUGAAAGGCCACGGACAACUGGUCAAGCUAAUAACGAGCCAAGACAACUGGACUUCACUGCGGCUAUGAACGACUUUAAACACAUGUUUCCUAACGUGGAUCGGGAAGUUAUAGAAGCAGUUUUGCGCGCUAACAACGGCUUGGUAGAUGCUACCAUUGAUCAACUGUUAUCGAUGGGACUUGACAUGGAAGGGACAUCUUCAACGCAGUCUGAUCUUCCCCCUUUACCUUCUUACAGUGAUGUGGAUCGUUCAGAACCGCCUCCAGCUUACACACCUCGAGAUCAAGAAAUUUCGCGGAGUUCUGGGAGUCCAUCUCGGCCGCUUCCUGCUAAACCUUACUCGGCAUGGAACCCACCAUUACUGGGCAAAUUGCCGGAUGAUUUUUUACGUCUCGGUCCUCCCUCAACGAGUUCUACCGGCGUUUUUGGCGACAGUAUGGGCGACCAAGAGCUAGAAAGAUUUCUGGAAGAUGAAAAAUUGGCCAUGGUCUUGCAGAAUGAAGAAUUUAUGAGAGAGCUGAGGCAUAAUAAGGAUUUUAUGUUGUCAUUGGAAAAAGACGGGCAAAGAAAUACAGUUCCAUCUCGGAACAUGACACCAGUAGAAGCCCCAUCCAGAAAUGUUCCAGUCGCAGCUGGAGGAAGUAACAGUAGUAGGCAUGCACCUCAACCUCAGACUCCAACACAAGUGUUGCCUGGGAGCUCAGAGACUGCUGGAGCAGUUGGUGGACACUCAGCACCAGCUGCAGAUUCAGCCUCCCCACAUGAUGAUGCUGUCUUGAGGGAGAAGUUAAAGCACAUGGGAAAGAGUACAAGAAAGAAGUUCGACAAGCUGGCACGAAUGUUUCACAGGAAGAAUGUUAACCGAACAAACCACCAGAGGCAGAACAGAGGAAGGCAGCUGGAAGUAUCGAGCCAAUAGUCUUCUUCUCUGACGAUAACGAGUUUCAAUUUAAACAAGAAAACUAGAAAUAUAUAUGUAUAUAGUGAGAAAAAUGAUUUCAACUGUCAUUCAGGUUUGUUACAGGGGGCAGAAAUUACUACUUUUGGUGUAAACAGUGCACACCCCAACUUAAAUAAUGAAAGAGUACAGGCCUGAAGUAUUGUGAUAAUCAGUAACUGAGACUUAAUUUAAUGUAAGUGUCACGGCUGACUCAGAAUCUGAGUACCACGCGUGGCUGAAGGAGACUGCAUGCGCACUUAUAGGAGGGAAGGGGAUGGAUGAGACUGAGGUGAAAAUCCGAUGAAAUGUAACAUCGGGAUGAUUGAUCUUGAGGUUAACAUUAGUUGGGUUGAAAAGGGAACACAGGUACAGCUCCAUCAUGAACGAGAAUGAAAGAUUUGUGUGUUGAAAAAAAAAGCAUUUUCAUUAGCGUUGCAUCUACCCCCCAACACAGUUUCAGAAAGUUUAUGAAAGGCUGUGGAAAAAUAUUUCGAAUAAUUAUCCUACAAAACAACAAUCAUUAGGACUAGUUCAUUUGAUCAGAUUUGCCAAAGCUGACAGAACAUGAGAGCAUUUGAAUUUUUCUAAUGAACUAACAAACUUACAGUCAUACUAGCAAUAUUAACAACUAUUCACCACUUUCACAGACGCUAAGGUGAAUAAUUGUUUUAUUAUAUACCACACAGAUACCAAAAA